Messenger RNA from Antechinus flavipes (yellow-footed antechinus), 3901 nucleotides. RefSeq lists its product as uncharacterized. The record is from RefSeq and is a predicted model, not a curated record. Lineage: Eukaryota; Metazoa; Chordata; Mammalia; Dasyuromorphia; Dasyuridae. The coding region runs from base 160 to 3810 and encodes 1216 amino acids. The transcript is spliced from 3 exons.
UCCAUACCUUCAGAUUAGUUAUUUUAGAUGGUGCAAAGGCUUGGAGAAACUGCAGAGGUUCUAUCCAGAGGUGACCAUAUGAAGUUCAUGGCCUAGCAAGAUUUCAGUGGCACUACAAAUUCCUCCAGGUUUGGCAGCAGAAAAACUUCCAUUAGAUCAAUGGGGAGAAGACAAAAGAAACUGUCAUAUGCAAAUCAACCUCAGCUUCUACUAAAAGGCUAUCACCUAACCAAGAAGGUGGUGAUACCAUGUUCUUCACACCAGAGUAUAUCAUUAUGCCUUCAAGAUUACCAAUCUAGGUCUGCACUAAUGCCUCAUCUCAACUAUCAGAGCAGGACCAAGUUGUCAUCUCAUCUUGAUCAUAAAACCUUAGUUGCAUCUUCCCCAAACCUCAAACUUGGGAUUGAAUCUGCUCAAUUGCCCCAGGCUCUUCAACAGGCAGGUGUUAUGUCAAGAUACCAAUGCAACUACCAGGCUACCACCACCCCAUCAAUAGGAACCACAGUUUUGUCUUUACCAUGCCCUGACUCCUGGACCAGGGUACCUGUUCCAUCUGAAUAUCAAGCAGCACUUACACUGAGCUCUAACCACCAUGUGGAGGUUCCAUCCAUCCCUGAACAUUUUACAAAAUCUCCAUCAGAUUCUGACCAUUUUCCAGUGAUUUCCCAAGGCUCUGACCAUCGGGCAGAGGAUCAAUCAUGUCCAGAUAGCAAGCCUAACACCACAGCUGUACCAUCAUUAAACCACAGCUACCAGUCAACAGCUACAACAUUACAAUGGCCCAGUCAACAGACUCCAGCUCCACAAGGUACCAGAACUCGGUCUAAAAUGACAACUUCCCUGGAGCGGUACCUUAACCACUGGCACAGGGCCAUAUUUUCUUCAUUAUCAUAUCCUGUUUCAUCUGAAACUGCACCAUCAGACUCAGACCACUGGGUUAAGGGGGCAAAUGCACGAAUAUCAUGUCCUGACCACUUUCUAAAGGCAAAAACUUCACUGUUACAGCAUCCUGAAUACAACUCUUGGAUCUUCAAGGCUUCUGCUUCAUCAUGUUCCAAUCAACAGGUCAGGGCCUCACCUGUGCCACCACCAUGCCCUAACCAUAGGGAAACCAUUACCACCUUUGCACCCUUUGAAUCCCUUAAUAUACCAGGUAAGAAUCCACCAAGCCUUCAUUUUGAAGUUAGGGAUACUACUACACCAUCAGCACAACAUAACCACCAGGAUAUACCGCUACAAAACCUCAAUGGCAAUACAGAAGAUUCUAUGAUUGUUCCCAAUCACUUGACCCAGGUCAUACAGAAUAGAGAGCCAUCUUGUAAUUCUGAACACCUGGCCAAGCCUCCACUAGGUCCUGACAAUUGGCCUAUGAUUUUACCACACCUCAAUUGUUGGACUACAGUACCACAGCCAGCCCCUGAUCAUACAAUUAUUCACUACAUAGACAACCAGACUAAACCACUGCUGGUUCCUAAGUGCAAGCUUGAGGCUCCACCAACCAUUAACCCAGUUUCUGCUGAGGGUCUUUCUCCUUUGAAAAACUGUGCUACAUCUCUCCCAGACUCUAAACUGGAUAUAGAAGUUCUACCAUGUACCAACCAACUGACUACAUCUCCAACUGUCUCCAACCAGGGGCUUACAGCUGUAUCAGUUCCUAAUUCUGAGGAAGAGGUAUCAAUGGGUUGCAAUCAUUGGGCUCAAGCUCAGAUAGAGAUAGCAUUAGAUCCAAACCACUGGAGCAAUACUUCCUUGGAGUCAAAUUGUAAGGUCAUAGCUCCACAAAGUCCUAACUGCCAGGAUCAAAUUCUACCUGACACUGACCACCAGGCUAAUACUAUUUCAUCAGUUCCUGAACAUGAUGACGCCACUAUUAUGGUUCCUAAUCAUUGGGCCAUGGCUUCAUCAGACACUGACCAACAUGUGGAGCUUGAAUCUGAUCCCAUUUACAGGGGGGAGGCUACAUCUGAUCUAGACCAUGUCACAGGGCUCUUAGACCCUGAUAAUCAGACUCUGACUCUAUCAGACACUGACCUUCAGAAUGAGAAUAUAACAGAUCUAGAACAUCUGAAUGAGACUAUAAUAGUCCAAGACAUGAUUACCAAGGCUCUCCCAGCUUCUUGUCAUUGGAUUGCGUCGAUAGCAGAUGCCCAAAACCAGAUCAUACCAGCAGACCUGGAUUAUAAAAACAAUACUCAAAUUGGCUUCAAUCACAAUAUCAUGAAUAUGCCAGGUCAUGAUCAUGUGACCAUAUUUCCAAUUAUCUCUGAACACCAGAAUGAGGACACAGUAAGCUCUCACCACCAGCAAGAUGCUGAAUCCUUGGUUGAUUAUGAGUCCAAAAUUGUACCUGACCAAAAUUCCAUGGACAUCUUAACUCUAGACCAUAGGCCUAAAACUGAGGAGGUUCCAGAAUGUGGGACCCUACUUUCCCUAAUCACUGACUAUCAGGAUAAGAAUUUAUCAGACUGCACUGAUCAGAAUGAUGAUGUACUACUGUUUCCAAACUUUGAUUUUGAAGCCAUACAUCCAUUAGAUUUGGACAAUGGGAAUGAGAUUCUGUUGAGAACAAAACAUCAAUCUAAGAUGCCUUCAGAAAUUGAUCAUCAGACUAGAGUAAUAUUGGAUGCCUCAAAGCAAGCAAUUCUUCCUUCCGGCCUGGAUAAAAAUGCUAAAGAAGCUAGGUUGGAUUCUGAUAAUUAUGACAAAGUUUCCUCAUUUUCCCCAUACAAAAUCAUGCUGCCACCUGAUAACUCCAAACCAAGAAAACCUUCAUCAUACUUUGACAAUGGGAAAGGGGUUUCCCCUAAUCAAAAUCACAGGGCUCUACAACUGAGAACCAUAUCUCAGACUGUGACUCCAGCAGAAUACAGCCAGCAGAACCCACAACAACCUUGCUCCUGGGUGGAAGUUUCCCUAGAUUCGAAACAUAGAAUAAUACAUCAACAAAAUUCAAUUGAUAAGCUCACACCUCCAUCACAGCUAAAGAGUCGUAUUGAGAGCCAUCUGAACCUUGAUGACCAGAUUAAGACUCUGCCAGGUUGUAAACACCAAGUAAAACAUCAACCAUUCAUGAAUAAUUGGGCUAACAUUCCAUCUGACCUCCACCCCUUGAAUGAAGAUGGGGAAAAUAGAGAACCUCCAUGGUGUUUAACAUAUAUCAAACCAUAUACCAUUGAAGGUGAGAAUAUCACUCACAGAACUGUUAAUAAUAUCAUCAAGUCUAUCCCCCAAGAGAAAAUUAAAAAUGACAUCUAUAAGCAAAUUCUCCUGCAGCGUAUAAAGGAUUGUUCACAUUUUAAGAAUGGCUUAUGUCUAACAUCUACUUACUCAGUCUGCUUAAUUUGUGCCUCCUGGAUCCCUUAUGGCUGUCCUCAUGUUCAGAAAAUAAUAGAUCCGUGCAGAGCAAAAUUGCUGUCUAUAUCAUCAUUACUGCCUGGUUCCAAGGAAGAAAUGAGUGUGAAAUUUGUUUUACAAGUUCCGCAACUAGAAGCAGGAUCUAUUUUUACUAUCCAAUAUCCGGAUUAUAGUAUUUUCCACCAUUUUUACCAUAAAGCUGGGAAAUCUUUUCAUUCACAAUUCAGUCCUUCUAAAUCAAGGACCUUCCUCCAAGAGCCUAGUUCAAAAUUCACUUGGCUUGAUUUUAUCCGUGGCAAGUCUUAUCAGCCAUAUGGGAAAAAACUAUAUGGAAGUCAAAAUUCACUUUUAGGAAAAAUGCACUUAAAUUCCAACAAAGAAGAAGGGACAAAGAAAUCUGAAAAGGUUUUAAAAUCUUUAUUAGAAAGAAUUCAAAAGAAAAGAAGUGCAAAUUAAAUGAAUGACUUUACUCUUCAAAAAUAAUUGUCUUGUAUAUUUGAAAUGUAUAUGAUUGUUAUUAUUCUUCGUAGUUAAACAGAAAGAUACU